AUUUGCUAUUUCUAAUUUUCUUUUCAUAUUUCCUCAGAUUCUUUGCGGUCUACAAGAUGUAACUUGGGCCUGUAGAUAAUCAAUGUCGGCAAAAGGACGUAUGGAAUAAUUAUUCCCAUAAAAUUUCAUACAAAGCGCCCCCGGCGUUGGCCGUUACUUCUCGCUUCUCAGGUACUCCCCCUAAAGUCGCUCCCCACUAUGGAAUCGCCAGUGCCACGAUCCUCAUCUGGAAACUUCUAGGGUUUCUCCUUGGUCCCCUCCCCUUCUCCUCUUGAUCGAACUCCACCGGAUUCCUCCGCCCAUGUCCAUCAGAUCCGGCGGGCGGAAGGUGUCCUUCGACCUUCUCGCCAGCGACAGCUCCGGCGACGACGGCAGCCUCUCCCUCCGGCCGGCCUCCGAUCCCUUCCUGUCGAACGGCGGCGAGGACGGCCGCUCGACCCGCCGGAAGCGGAAAUCCAAGGCAUCAAAGAAAAGGAAGUUGGCGGAGAGAGCGGCGGUUGCCGGGGAUACAGGCCUUUUGGCAGGAUUGGAUCAUCAGACGCCAUCCUUGGCCGAGAAUGGUCACUGUGAGGAUGGGAUGGGAUUCGGCAUCUCGGAGAACCGAUCGGUGGUGGAGUCCGUGUGUGAGAACACGGUGGUGGAGCCGGCGCCGGAGCCGGAAAGCUCCGAAGUGAGCUGUGUUUCUUAUGUGGAACUGAGGCAGAGGAACGUGAACGGGAGUGUUGGGGAUGAGCCGGGGGACGAGGAGACCAGCACCAGGGAGAGUUCUCAAGGACAAUGGAGGCCAGAAUCUAAAGGUAACAUCAGUAAGCUGGCGAAAGAUGGGUCCUUGGAUUGGAAUCGGGUAAUGGAGGAAGAUCCAAGAAUGUCAGGAGAAGUCUUAUCUUCAGACAGUUCGCCCAUAAAAUACUUUAUUGGAGAGAUUUAUGGUGGUAAUUCACUUAGAAGCACAAUAUCUGCUGGGAACGAGAAGAAACGACAGGGGGUCUAUAAUACUAUGUUCCAUGUCCCAUGGAGAUGUGAACGGCUUAUUGUUGCAGGCUUCUUUGUCUGUUUGGAUUCAUUUCUGUCAUUGCUAACUAUUAUGCCAGCACGAAUUCUUAUGACUGUUUGGAGGGUGCUGCACACCAGGAAGUUUCAAAGGCCCAAUGCUGCUGAGUUAGCAGAUUUUGGUUGUUUCAUUGUGUUGGCUAUAGGAGUCAUUACACUACAAAUGACAGAUAUCAGUUUAAUAUAUCAUAUCAUACGUGGACAAGGAAUAGUCAAACUUUAUGUGGUAUACAAUGUCUUAGAGAUAUUUGACAAACUCUGUCAAUCUUUUGGCGAAGAUGUUUUGCAAGUUCUGUUUAACUCUGCAGAAGGGCUUUCAAAUUGUUCACCAGACAAUAUGAUAUUUCAACUAAUGAGAUUUAUCUUGGAUGAAACAAUAGCUAUCAUUGCAUUUGUUGUCCAUUCUUUCAUCUUAUUGGCUCAGGCUAUCACUUUAUCAACUUGCAUUAUUGCCCACAACAAUGCUUUGCUGGCUUUACUGGUGUCAAAUAAUUUUUCUGAGGUUAAAAGCAAUGUAUUCAAACGUGUUAGCAAAGAAAACCUUCGCAGUUUGGUAUACUAUGAUAUCAUUGAGCGGUUCCACAUCACAACUUAUGUGUUAUUUGUCCUGUCUCAGAAUAUCUUGGAGGCAGAGGGUCCCUGGUUUGAGAGUUUUGCUACUGAUGCCCUCCAGGUUUAUUUGUGUGAAACAUUUAUUGAUACGAUCAAGCAUUCAUUUCUUGCAAAAUUUAAUGAAAUAAAACCUCAUGCAUACUCAGAUUUUCUAGAAGACCUUUGUAAACAGCUUGGAAGCUAAAUCAGAUGUGGUAUGUAUGAUGGAGUUAUAAUGCCUCAAGAGUUAACCUUUCUGAAUGUGUAUGUAGCUAUGUACAGAUAACAUAAUGUAGACAUGCAUAUUGAGUCCUGUGAAAACUUUUGGCGAUAUCAUCUUGAUAAAUCUAGGGGAAGUUGUGAUAUAUUUCUGGUCAAUUUUGGAAUUAUUUUCUUAGCAGUUUUAGGUCGCAAUCUAUGUGUUUCUAUGCAAUCAAAACCAGUUUUUGUUAGCUUUUUAAUAUUAAUUUCUGGUUGAAGUUAAUGAGUUUUUAACAGAGGUUAGUGCAUUGAGAGGACAUGUUACUUCUAAAGCCUACUAGGCUGUCUGUGCUAUCUCCCCUCUUUGACAAGAAAUUGAUGCAGGAAAGCAAGUCCUGAGUAGUUUUUUCAGAGUUGCAAUCAGCAUAAUUUGGGAUUAGGGAUCAGAAUGUGUCUCGGGGCUCAUUACAAAAUUCCCAGCACUAUUCUUAUUUUCUGUUUUGCAUGGAGAUUAUAUAUGCAGGAUUUUGAUAACUAAUUCAGCUAUCCUCAAUUUCAAGUGAAAUGGUUAGCUGUGAAAAUGUUCACAUAACCUUGUCGGCUAAAACAAUGUAUAUGAUACCUAUUUACAGAGAACAAAAAUGUUCAUAGUGUUUGGUUCAGUCUGAGCAACUAAUCCUUUUAGAAGAGCAAUGCUACAUUUUUUUAUGAAACGCAAUUUUUAAUAUUGAGGAGGUUCAUGAGGUAGUCCAUGUGGUGGACUCUGAUUUAUCAUUUUGGGUCAUAAAAUUAAUUAUAUGAGAUUACACAUUGGAAAAGAAAAAUAUAGAAGUUUUAGAGAACUGGCAUCAAUCUCAAGAAACCAGUCUGGGUGUUUGCUAGAAAGUAAUUGGGGGUUAUAUUCCUUCCAGAAAGGAUAAGAUGUAAUCUGCUUAUAUAUACUCAGCCUUUUAGGUCAUCUGAAUAUUGUGCCUGACUUGCAAUAAUCUGAAAAGCUUAAACUCCAAGAAGUUCCUAUCAAUUGUCACUAACAGCCAACUAAUCUAGUGGCUGUUAAUAUGCCAAUGAAUGGAGCAGUCCUUUUUUCUUUCUAAUUUGUGAAUGAGGAAAGGACAUGGUCACUAUCCUCUGUACUUAUUAAAAAAGAAAGAAAAAUAAAGAAACUUCAUCAGAAGGAACAAAAAGUUCAAUAUUUACUAAUCUAGGUUUCAAUUUUUAUAUCAUUGUAUGUGAACAUGAUCUGAUAUUGAGAAGU
This is a messenger RNA of Elaeis guineensis (African oil palm), 3097 nucleotides long. Its product is annotated as protein POLLEN DEFECTIVE IN GUIDANCE 1. Lineage: Eukaryota; Viridiplantae; Streptophyta; Magnoliopsida; Arecales; Arecaceae. Gene Ontology annotation, cellular component: endoplasmic reticulum membrane. The record is from RefSeq and is a predicted model, not a curated record.